AUGCCUGGCUUCGCGGAUUCAUUCUGGACGCCAGAUUAUGCCACGGGCCUCGGGGUUCUGUAUGGGAAACUGCAACAGGGCGUUGUGGAGAACAAGCAGAUUCUGAUGAUUGCAUCGCUGCGAGCGGAUGCGGAGGAUCAAUAUGGUCUCCGCAUGGGAGAUAUCGCACCGAAUGUCGAUCGCCUUACAGCUGGAGGCUUUGGCAAGGACGAUGGAGCUAGUGUCAGAAAGGCAUACGAAGGUGUUCGAACCGAAAUGAUUGAAGCAUCCCGGAAUCACCAAAAGAUUGCCAGCAACAUUCGCGAACUUGUGGUGGCGCCGUUCCGGCGCUGGAGCGAACAGCAUGAGUACCGUGUGCAGGCGUCCCAUGAUAGCCUCCAAGCGCGCAUCAAGGAGCACACCAAGCAGAUGGAACUGGUGAAGAAGCUUCGGAGCACUUAUUUCAACAAGUGUCGUGUGGUAGAGGAUCUCGAAGAAGAGAACAAGCUUGCUUUCCAGGAUCCGGACAACAGCCCCAGACUUAAGCCCACACCGAAAAUCAUUCUGCCUAGCGACGAAGGGCCCGAGGAGGAGGAGGAUCCGAUCGAAAUAGGAGAGCGCAUCUUCCCUCCAGAGGAGGUGAAGAAACUUCUCACCCACAUGCUUGACAACAUCAAGAUUGGCGAGGCCAAGGUUCCCAUUAUCGGCACAUAUCAGAACGUCUCCACCGGCGCAGACAUUGUGGAGUAUAUCCAGAAUAACAUGGAUGCCAGCAAUCUUGCCCAGGCCGAGCGUAUUGGCCAAGACCUGGCGGACAAUGGUUUCCUGCGCCUCGUGGGCAAUAUAGGCAACACUUUUGCUAACAGCUCCAAGUUGAACUACCAGUGGCGCAGCAAGGUUUUCCAAAUCACCGGAAUCCCAGAAAAGAAGAAGCCGUUGAUGCGCGUUACUUCUGCGGCCUCUAGUGAAGAUGGCGUCGAUUCACCCAUCCAAUCAAUGACCGAAAUGAUCGACCGCUGGAAUCCACUCAACAACCCUUACCCGAAUGAGACUCCGGCUGAGAAAUUGCGGCGAGAGGCUACCGAAGCGGACGAGCGCUACAAGCAGGCUGUGCGUAAACUCGAUCAGCUUCGUUGUCGGCUAGAGGAACAUAUUAUUGAAAACCUGCGCUUCAUGGAGCAAUGUGAGCUAGAUCGCCUCAAGGCUAUCAAGGCGGUUGUACUCGACUUCUCCGGCGCUAUCAGCAAUGUGAUUCCCAACCUUCAAAGUACUGUGGAUCACAUGAUGCUUUACCAGGAGACGAUCCAACCCCUCGGUGACUUGCGAUAUCUACUGGAGAACUACCGCACUGGUGGUUUUGUUCCUCGCGUCCAGGCGUACGAAAACUACUAUGGAUCUGUGGAAGAACAAAACUUCGGCGUUGACCUUGAAGCUAGAGCCCGGGUGGACCGCAAGCGUGUUCCCAUUCUGGUCACUACUCUUCUGACUUACUUGGACAACCGCUACCCCGAGCUUGAAGGCGACGAGGCCCGCCGGGCUAUCUGGUUGCAUAACCCCAAGCUUGCGCAGACUCAUGAGCUCCGCAACGCUCUGAACAACAGCAAAGUGGAUUACAGCGAAGUCCUCCCCCAGUUUGAGAUACCCAUCGUCGCCAGCGUUUUGAAACUGUACCUUCUUGAAUUGCCAGACUCUCUUGUUUCUUCACAAGUUUACGAAAUCGUCAAAACAAUCUACUCGACUACCGCUCACGAGACCACGGAAGAGGGACGGAUCAAGGUUCUGCAGAGCACCCUUGGACAACUCCGUCUCGUCAAUAUUGCCACGCUUGAUGCCAUCAUGACCCAUUUCACACGUCUGCUUGAUCUGACCUCAGCCGAUGAACAAUACAUUGCCUCGCUGGCGCAGGUCCUGGCACCCUGUGUGCUGCGCCCGCGCACAGAGAGCAGCCUCACUAUGGAUGAGCGCCACAGCUACCGUCUGAUCCGUGACCUCUUUGCCCACAAGGAUUCUAUCUUUGGAGAGCUGAAGCGCCAAUCCAGUGCUCUGGGCAUCUCUACCUCCAGUCGCCCGCGAGCAAUCAGUACCGAUGAGAGCAACCGACGUGCUGCCAUGGAGGCUCGCCAGCGCGCCAUUGUGAACCGCAGCCGUGCCGCCAGCCCGUCCACCCGCCAACGCCACCGCCGUGACCGCUCCAGCGGCGCAUCUGAGACCGGCCGCUUCCCAAUUAACGUGUCCAGUCCGGCAGACCGCCGCUCCGGCGGUACCGCGCGUCACACCAGCCUCGAUGUGCCCACAAACCCAUCUAGCAAUGAAACGCCCCCGACUCCUGAUCACCCUCAACCUGUUGUGGACACUCAUGUGGAAGAGGCUGCUACCAAUGGCACAUCUCCGACUCUCCCAGUCCCCCUCCCCCCAGAGACUGUCUCAGAUGGCUCCCCCACUCCCACUCCCACCCCUGCCCCUGGUACUGGCGAGUUUGAAAAGCGCAACCCCCACCGCUCUUCAGGCGCCCGGUCCACCCGCAAGCCCGGUCUCGGAAGCAUCUCCAGCUUCCCCGCCGGCGCCGGCGCCGGCACCGACAGCAGCCGAAGCAGCGUCGCCGAGAGCGAAUCCAAGGGAGUGACUCUGGAAGACAAGCCCAUGGAUGACUAA
Molecule: messenger RNA, 2631 nt
Organism: Penicillium chermesinum
Lineage: Eukaryota; Fungi; Ascomycota; Eurotiomycetes; Eurotiales; Aspergillaceae
Product: GTPase-activating protein RGD2
Exons: 6
Coding region: 1-2631 (876 amino acids)
Biological process (GO): small GTPase-mediated signal transduction; cytoskeleton organization
Cellular component (GO): cell division site; division septum; cytoplasm
Molecular function (GO): GTPase activator activity
Source: RefSeq, a predicted model, not a curated record